AUGUUGAAAACUUCAUUACCCUCAUUGCACUGUCACAUGAGACAUUCUCUGAUUAGACUUUCAUAUCGUCCUUUAAUGACAAUAAUAGAAAAAGAUAAAAAAUCAAAUGGCAAUUUUCAAUUGAAAACACCAAAGGGAACUCGAGAUUAUAAUGAAAAAGAAAUGACAAUUAGACAAGGUCUCUUUGACACUAUUACAAAAGUAUUUCAACGACAUGGUGGUGUGACGAUUGACACCCCAGUAUUUGAGUUACGAGAUAUUUUAAGUGAGAAAUAUGGUGAAGAAAGCAAGUUAAUUUAUGAUUUGGCUGAUCAAGGUGGAGAGAAUUGUUCAUUACGUUAUGAUCUUACUGUACCAUUUGCACGUUAUUUAGCUAUGCAAGGUAAAAAACCUGAGGGACUGCAAAUGAAACGGUAUCAGAUUGCUAAAGUCUAUCGACGUGAUCAGCCUAUUAUGACAAAGGGUCGUUUACGUGAAUUUUAUCAAUGUGAUUUUGAUAUUGCUGGUCAGUUUGAUCCAAUGAUUCCUGAUGCUGAGGUAUUGAAAGUGAUGUGUGAAGCCCUGGAUGCGGUCAAGGUUCCAUUUAAUAUAAAAAUAAAUCAUCGUCAGAUAUUAGAUGGUAUGUUUGAGGUCUGUGGGGUUCCUAAAGAGCAGAUUCGAUCUAUUUCAGCAGCUAUAGAUAAACUCGAUAAACUUCCUUGGGAGAAUGUAAAGAGAGAAAUGAUAGAAGAAAAGAAGUUGGAUGAGGCCGUAGCAGAUCGUAUUGGUAGUUAUGUUCAACACUUGAACACGACUCAUUCUAUCGACGCUUUUAAUUUAAUUCAUUUACUCGAACAAGAUACACAUUUGAUGGCACACGAGGGUGCUUCAAGGGGCUUGAAUGAGAUUAAACUUUUAUUAGAGUAUUUAGAUGUAUUUAAAAUUCGAGAUCGUGUUAGGUUAGAUUUAAGUUUGGCGCGAGGAUUAGAUUACUAUACUGGUAUUAUCUACGAGGCUGUAACAGAUAAAAGUGAAGGUCUAGGAUCGAUUGCUGCUGGUGGAAGAUAUGAUCAUCUCGUCGGUCUAUUUUCAGGCACCAAUAAGACAGGAAAGCCAAAGACAAUCCCCUGUGUCGGUGUUUCAAUUGGAAUUGAACGUCUAUUCUCCAUCUUAUUGGCUAGACAAAAGAUGGAUACUAUCAAAGCCAAUCCAACCGAGGUAUAUAUCAUAUCCAUGGGGGAUGGACUCUUAAAGGAGCGUAUGGACAUUGCACAAGAAUUAUGGGAUGCAGGUAUCAAUGCAUCCUAUAUGUUUAAAAAUAAGCCAAAGCUUGAAAAGCAAUGGGCCAUUUGUGAUAAAGAUCAAAUACCUUUUGCCAUCAUUGUAGGUAAAGAAGAAUUAGAAAAAGGCCAAGUUAGGAUUAAAGAUAUGAGAUCAAAAGAUGACAAUCAAAGGGGUGGAAUUAUAUUAAAUAGAGAGAAUAUGAUUUCAGAGUUAAAAAAUAGGCUAAAAGUAUUAUAA
This is a messenger RNA of Cokeromyces recurvatus, 1500 nucleotides long. Its product is annotated as histidyl-tRNA synthetase. Gene Ontology annotation, biological process: mitochondrial translation; histidyl-tRNA aminoacylation. The transcript has 3 exons. Gene Ontology annotation, molecular function: ATP binding; histidine-tRNA ligase activity. The record is from RefSeq and is a predicted model, not a curated record. Gene Ontology annotation, cellular component: mitochondrion; cytoplasm. Bases 1 to 1500 code for a protein of 499 amino acids. NCBI's taxonomy places the organism in Eukaryota, Fungi, Mucoromycota, Mucoromycetes, Mucorales, Mucoraceae.